AUGAAAAGUAUUGAUAACAAUAGUAAUGUAUAUUCAUAUAAUAUAUCUGAAAAUGGCAAAAAAAUAAUAAGUAAAAGUAAAAAUCUUAUUGAAAAUAUAAAAAGAAAGUACAAAAAUAUCAAAAAUUUUAAUUAUGCUGAUAUAGAUAGCAAUUUUAAAGAACCAAAUAAAGAAAAAGACGAAGAAGAUACGGCAGUUGGAACAGAGCAAAUACGUAGCUAUAGCUCAUUUGUAAGUAAAAAUAAUACUAUAGAAAAUAUUAAAGGUGAAAACAAUUUGAUAAAUCAGCACAAUGCUUUAUAUGCAAAGGAUAAAGUUUCGAAUGACGAAAUUGCACAUACUAUAAAAACUAAUAAUAAUAUUUCGAAGCUUGUAGCUUCUAAUAAAAUUAGUAGUAAUACAAAAUUCAAAGGUGAUAAUUUAAUAACUAAUGAAAAUAGUAGUAAGUAUUCCACUUUAAAAAGUGAUAAUAAUUAUAAUAAAGUAAAAUAUAGUAGUAUCUCACAAAAAAAAGAUGUUAUUGGUAGUGUUAAUUAUAAGAGAAAAUUUUAUGCAUUUGGUGAUACAAAAAAAAAUGAACGUGAAGAUUUAGCAACGCAUGAAUCAUUACAUAUUUCUAAUAAAAAGAAAACGCAUGGUAGACACCGUUCUGAAAAUUCAGAAAAAAAAUUUAAAAAGGAUGCUAAAUUAAGCAAUAAUGACAAUGAGAUCUCAAAUGAUCGUGAUAAUAUAAAUAAAGAAGAAAACAAAAUGAAUAACUAUGAAUUAUAUAAAAACAACAUAAAUAGUGGCGAUUAUUUGAGAAAUAUGAAAGAAUUAAAUUUGAAAAAUUUGUUCAACAGAAAUGGAGAUGAUAAUAAUAAAAAAAAAGAUGAAGAAAACAAGGAAACAAAUUAUAAUUUUCCAUAUAGCAAUAGAAAUUAUAAACGAAAUGAUGAUAACAAUCAAGAGAAUGUAAUGAAAAAUAAUAUCAGAUAUAAUUCUGCAAAUGUGGAUAUACCUAAACAUAAUAAUACAAAUAAAAUUGACCUAAAUAUGCUAUAUAACAACAAUGUGAAUAAAUUAAAUAGUAAUUUAUUAGCUUAUAAUGAUACAAACAAAUUAAUUGAAUUACAAGAAAAGUAUAAAAAUAAAUAUCGUUAUGAAAAGGAUCUUCCUAAUCAUACAAAUGAUACUAAAGGAAAGUCAAAUAAUAAUCAAAUAAAAGGCAAUAACAUAUAUUUUAACAAUGCAAUGUUAUAUAAUAAUAACGCUAAUAAUAAUGACAUUAAUAAUAUUAAAACUGAUUAUAACAAUUAUAAUAUUAAUGUGAAUAAUAAUGAUGGUAAUGAUAUUAAUUCUAAAAAUAAUUUAGCAAGUAAUAAGCCGAACCAAAAUAAUUAUAUAAGCGAAAAAGGUUAUAUGACAGAAAAAGAGCUAGAUGUUUAUAGUAAUUUUAAUUUUAAUAAUGAUAAUAGAAAUAAAGACUCUAAUCAAAAUGAUAUAAUAAAUAAAAAAUAUAAAAAAUUAGAAAGCUUGAUGAAUAUUAAUAAAAACAACGAUGAUGAAAAAAGGAAAAUAAAUUUUAACUUGAAUGAUAUAAAAAAUAAUUAUUUUGAUAAUUUUUAUAAAAACAAAAACACUGAAAAUAAUGAAUAUAAGACUUAUAAGCCUAGACGCUCGAAUUCCAGUAAUGUUCAUACAAGAAAAAAUGAUACUGGGAAAAUUAAUAACUAUUUAAACUAUGCUGACGAUAUGCAAGCUAAAAUAAACUAUUAUAAUGAGGGGAAAAAUGGAAAUAUGAGAGCGUAUGAAAAAUAUAUUAAAAUGAAAAAUGAAAAUAAUAAUAUUCUUAUGAACAAUAACGCACAUAAUCUCACCAUGAAUGAUUUAAAUGGAAACGAAAAUGGUACUAUAGAAAUGGGAAAUAAUAGUGAGGUCAAAAAUACUAGCAAUAACAAGACAAAUGAUAACAAUUUAAAUAAUAUGAAUAAUAAUUACAAUGAAAAUACGUAUCAAAAUCGAAAUGAAAGCAACUCAAAAGUUGAGCACGAUUUAGGAAAAUUAAGAAAUUUCGAUUUAAAUGAUAUAAGAAAAAAACAUUUAAAUUUAUUUAAUAACAAAAUGGAAAACACAUCAAAUUAUACAAGUAAAAUGGAUCAUAUUAUGAAUGAUAAAAAUGAAAAUUACAAUUUUAGUUUUAUUAAUGAAAAAAAUAUAACUAAAAAUUUAACAAACAAUGAUGAUGAUGCAUUAAAUUUUGAUAAAAAUUUUCGAAAAAAGACGGAUAUUAAAAGUAUUGUAUGUGUAUGCCAAGCAAGUAAGCAAAUGGCUAGAUUACAAUUACAUAUUGAAGAAAGUAAACAAAUGCUAGAAACAGAAAAAAUGUUAUUAAAAAAGAAAAAAGAAAAUUUUGAAAAGAAAGUAGGAAUGCUAGCAGAUAAAGAAAAAGAAAUAGAUAAAAUUCAUUCACAAAUUAAAGAAAAAGAAUUAUCUAUUAAUAAGAAAAAUAAUGAAAUUGACGAAAAGGAGAAAUAUGUGAACUCCAUAAAAAGUAAAUAUGAUAAUGCACAAAAAGAGUUGUUAGAUAAAAUGAAUGAAUGCAUCCUUAUUGAAAAUAAAUGCAAAAGUAAAUUAUAUGAAUAUGAUGAAAAGUUUGGUCAAUUUAAUAAAAAAAUUAAAGAAAUUGAAGAGCGUGAAAAGGAAAUUGAACAAGAAAAAAAAAAUAUAGAAAAAAAAGAAAACAUGCUAAAUGAAAAUAGACGAGAGAUUGAUGAAGAAAAAUUAAUGAAUAUGAAAGAAAAAAAUGAACUUGAAAUGUUAAAAAAAGAAUUAGAAUCAUUAGAAAAAGAAAAGAAGAAAAUAAUUGAUUGCGAAUAUAACAAUUUACAAAAUAAAGAAGAAGAAUUAAGACGAAACGAAAGAAAUAAUUUAAUAAAAGAAAAUGAGCUAAAAAAUAGAAUAGAUAAAUAUAAUGAGUUAAUUGAUGAAUUAAAUAAAAAUAAAAAAGAAAUAGAGAAUGAUAAAAUGAAAAUGCUAAAUGAUAUUCAAGAUGAGAGAAUAAAAUUUUUAAAUGAAACAAAUAACAUAAAAAAAGAAAACGAAAAGGAAAUUAAUUAUAUGAAAGAAGAAAUAAAAAAGGAAAGAAUUUCAAUGAUUAAUGAUGUCGAAAAGAUGAAAAGAUUAAUGCUAGAAGACAUUGAAAAUACAAAAAAUAUCAUGUUAGAAGAUAUGGAAAAAGAAAAUAUAAAAUUAAAAGAAGAAAUAGAAAAUGAUAAAAGAAUGAUGAUAAAAAACAUUGAAGAUGAAAAGGAAAAAUAUAAAACAUAUUUAGAAGAAAAAUUUAAUGAAAAUUUAGAAAAGGAAAAAUCAGAAUUGCAAAAAAAAUAUGAUGAUGAAAAUAACAGAUUGCAGGCAGAAAUUAAUAAUGAGAAAAAAAAAAUUAAUAAAGAGAGAGAUAAUUUAGAAAAACAGAAAAAAGUAUACGAAGAUGAAUUUCGUAACAAAUGUGAAAAAUAUGAAGAGGAUAUAAGAAAAAAAUACAAUAUGCUAGAAGAAGAAGAAAAUAAUAUGAAAUAUCGUAUCAUGAAAGAACAAGAAGAAUUAGAAAAUUACAAAAAAAAUGUAUAUCUAGACAUAGAGGAAGAAAAAGACAAAUUAUAUGUUCAGCAAGAAAAGAUCAAUUUAGAGAAAGAAAAUUUAUUAGUAGAAAAGGAACAAAUUGAUAUUGAAUUAAAAAAUUUUAAAAAUUUCAAAGAAAAGGAAGAAAAUGAUAUUAAAAUCCGUAUCAUAAAUUUAUCUCAACAAAAAGAAGAUUUAAAUAAAGAAAAGGAAAAUAUAGAAAAAGAAAAAGAUAAAUUGGAAAAAAUAAAAUACGAUUUAGAUGCAAGAGAAGAAGGAUUAAAUAAUGACAAAAUUCAAAUGGAAAAAUCUCGAAAACUAUUUGAUGAACAAUUAGAAAAAAUAAAAAAAAAUAAAGAAGAAUUAUUGAAUUAUGAUAGAGAAUUAAAAACGAAGGAAAUGGAUUUAAUUGAAAAAGGUAAAGAAAUAAAAAAUAAAGAAAAUGAAUUACAUAAAAAAAAAGAGAAAUUAGACUCAUUGGACAAUGAAUUAAAAAAUUAUAGUUCAAAAUUACAAGAUAGAGAAAAAAAACUAAAAGAAAAAAAAACUGAAUUACAAAAAGUCAAAGACCAAUUAGUUGAUUACAAAAACAGUUUAAAAGAAAAGGAAAUACAAUUCCAAAUGAUUGAAAAAAGAGAAAAGGAAUUGCUAGAUGAACAGACAGUUAUUCAAAUAGAUCGAAAUAGUUUGGAAGCAGAAAAAAAACAAUUUUUAUUAAUAAAAGAGAAGCAUGAAAAAGAUACUGAAUAUAUACAAGAACAAUUAAAAUUAUUACAUGAACAAUUAAAAAAUAAAGACAAAUCUCUUAAAGAAAAAGAAAAUGAAAUUAAUUUAUUAAAUAAAUUACAAGAUUGUAGAAGUAAAAAUGGAAAGGGCGCUAUUAUAUCAUUAAAAAAUUAUGAUAAUAGAAAAUUAAAUAUGAAUUUAUCCAGAAUGAGUGUAUCAAAAAAUAGAGUCAAAGCUAAAGCAAUUGGAAAAAACAAAUUUGAUAUUAUUAGAAGAACAAGAAGAAAAAGUAUAAAUUACAAUUACAACAAUCUCGAAAUUAAUAAUAGUAUACAAUACAUAGAUAGUGUGAUAAAUGAAAAUUUUAAAAAUAAACCUUUUUUAAAACAUAAAAAUAAUAACUUAGAAUUAUCAAAUGAAAAUUUUAUGCAAGAGCAAGGAAAUAAUAAUAUGAAUUUUAAAUAUGCAAAUGAUACUUAUGACAAUAAUAUGAUUGAUAAAAAUAACAGAAAUAUUUCUAACAACUCUAUAAAAAACAUUACGGAUUAUGGGGAUAAUGUCGAAAAUAUUGAUGAGCAAGAAAGAGAAAACCACAAUCAAAACAUAUCAAAUGAAAAUGAUUAUUAUAAAAAUAAUUAUAAUAAUGGAAACGAUAAUAUUAACAAUGCUAAUGGAAAUAAGAAUAAUGGUAAUAAAAGAAAUAAGAAAAAAUACCCCCCAAAACCAAGAGCAAAUCUUGAAAAGGAUUCAUAUAGCGUGAAUAAUGGCAGCAAGUCCGAACGAAAUGAUAAUUUUAACGAGCUAUAUAAUGAUAAUACAACAAAUUAUAAGAAAAAGGAAAAAUAUGAUAAUGAUAAUAAUUACGGUGACCGUAUGAAUUAUAAUAAUAAUGAUAAUCAUAAUAAUACAAAAAAUGGAAACGUUUAUGAAAAUAAUAAUAACGUUGGAUAUAACAAUAGCUAUAAUAUAAAUAAUAUGAACACAAAUAUAAAAAUGGGAAAAAGCGAUUUAAAUGAUACAUUAAAAUCUAAAAAUGGGUUACGCUUAAAUUUUCAAGAAAACAAAGACCAAGAAAAUAAUAAUAUGCUAGGCUCAUUAAAUGUAAAUAAUUUAAUUGAAUCAGAUAUUAUUGACACAAAGAAUAAUUAUGGUUAUUAUCCAGAUAAUCAUAAUGACAAAUAUGAGGAAAAUGAGUCUAAUAGAAAUAUUAUGUGUAUUAAUAAGAAUAUUAAUUUUAUAGAUAAUGAUGUGAAUAAUAUAAAUAAUAACAUAAGCAAUAUAAAUAGCAAAUUGUAUAAAAUGAAUAGUAAUGCGUAUGAGGAAAAUGAUUCGUUUGUGGGUGAGCAUAAUAACAAAAAUCGUAAUAAGCAUAGUGGUCAAAACAACAAUGAAAAUGGAGUGUCUAAUAAAAACCAGAACGAAAAACCAUCUUUAAAUCGUCUUGAUAGUUUAGUAAAUCAAAACAUGCAAUCCGUUAAUCAAAUAUCAAGCUUAAUGCAAAGUAGCAAAAAAACUAAUAACAAUACAAUGAAUAAAUUAAAUUCAAAUAUUAAAAAUUAUAAUUCAUUAAAAGAUACAAAAAGAAACAAUAAUGACAACUACUAUGAUGAUAAUAAUGAAUCACCAAAAAAAGAAGAUAAUUUUAAUGAAUUUCUAGAAGAACUAAAUGAUGGAAAAUCUUAUAAUUCUAAUUUUAUUGAAAAAGGAGAUGAUGAUUUUUAUUACAAUAUGGAAAAAUCUUUGAAUGAUAAAAGUAUGAACGAAACUUAUGAUCAUAAGAAUCGAAAUAAUUAUAACACAAUAAAUAAAAAUAUGGAUCGAAAAGUGCAUACAUUAAAAAAUAAUACUAAUAACACAAAUUUUGUUACUACCAACAUUACUUCUAACCAUAAUAAUGAUAAUAAUACAAAAGAUAAUGUACAUGCUAAUAGAAAUAAUAAUGAAACGCGAAAAGAUAGCAUCAACCUAUCAUCAAUGCCUGGUAAUAAUAAUAAUAUUAAAAUAGGCAUGGAUAAUAAUGGAUAUAACAGUGAUAGCAAUAUAAUGAGGAAUCAAAACUAUUUAACAAAUGAAAAUUAUAAUUCAAGACGAAUGAAUUCGCAUGCCAUUGUGCAGGACAACUACAAUAAGCAAAGGGUGCACAAAAAUAAUAACGAAAACGAUUACACAAAUUAUAGAAAAUAUGGAAUGGAAAAUAGAAAGGAUGAACUAUUAGGUAACAAUUUUAAUAGAGCACAAAUUGUGAGAAAUCAUGAUAAUGAAAAUAAAAAUGUGGAUAUACAUAAACAGAACAAUAUCAAUGAUAAUAAUAAAGUGAAUACAUGGAAUCAAAAUGGAAACAAAAAUACAAAUAUGGUGGGAAUAAAAGGUUUUAUGAGAGAAUUACAAAAUGAAAAGGAUUCAUAUAACAUUGGAGCAAAUACAACAGAAAGUAAUAACAGAAAUAAUGUGCAAAAUCAUAAAAAGUAUAAUACCAAAUAUAUAAAUUCUGUAAAUCCUUCUGGCCCAGAUGCGCAAGCUAAUAGUAACAAAAUCAUCGAACAAUUAGACAAGACAUUAAUGAACAAAUCCAUUGUGAUGAAUAAGAAUAAAAAAAAAUUUUAA
Messenger RNA from Plasmodium berghei ANKA, 6930 nucleotides. RefSeq names its product conserved Plasmodium protein, unknown function. Lineage: Eukaryota; Apicomplexa; Aconoidasida; Haemosporida; Plasmodiidae. The record is from RefSeq and is a predicted model, not a curated record. The transcript is spliced from 3 exons. Bases 1 to 6930 code for a protein of 2309 amino acids.